Drosophila ananassae is the source of this 1721-nucleotide messenger RNA. Its product is annotated as histidine-rich glycoprotein. The coding region runs from base 1054 to 1524 and encodes 156 amino acids. The transcript has 3 exons. The record is from RefSeq and is a predicted model, not a curated record. Lineage: Eukaryota; Metazoa; Arthropoda; Insecta; Diptera; Drosophilidae.
UGUAACGUAUUUCUAGCGUUACGUGCCACGUACUUACCUUUUCGGGAGGAUGGCGACGACGAGGGGGCACUACUAUGGGGGCUGGACGACCAUGCAACAUAUCUAUGUGGUAUUAAACACAUACUGCACUCUGCGCUGCUAUUUCCGUUGACUGACUUUGGGUCUCCGCUCGUUGAAAGCCUGGGUUUUUGAGUUUCGGGUGCAGGCCUCCGUGCCUUCCGUCUGCGUGAGCUACUGAAAAUGUGGAAAAGAAAAAAUAUUAUUAACAAAAAGACUUAAACAAAAUAGGAGGCUCAGAAAAAGAAGUUCACACACAGAAACAAAACGGAAAGACAAUGGGAGCCCUAUUCAAUGGAAGCGAAACUCCCAUGCCCUGUAAAUUGGCUGAAGAAAUAGGGAUCAGAUAAGUAUUAAAGCCUUACACUCAUAAAACUUUAUGCCAAAUAUAAUAUUUAUAUAUUUUUUUUAAGAAGAGACGUUAAAAGUACUUAUAAAACUUUUAAACUAACUUUAAAGUCAAGGUUUUUUACAAGAACCAGUGUUGAAAAGUAUUCUGCACUUAAAUUUCCCUAAAAAGUCCUUAAGAUCUAGAAAACCUUGUGUGGUUUUUACUUACCUUUCUCCAGUAGUUUAGGGUAUCAUCCACUGUCGGUUUAGGUCCUCUUAUCCAUAGGCAGUGGCCAAAAACCACCCACAAUCCAUGACACGAUGAUAGCUGCCACCUAAAUUGGUGGUUUUCCACUGAGCAGCCACUGAGCUUUGCUUUUCUUUAGUUAUUUAUAUUUUAGUUUCUUUAUUAUUAUUACUUUUGGUUUGUUUUGGGCUUUUUGUUCGGGCGCGUGCGCAUGCGCAGGGGCAGGUCUAUUGGGUAUGGGGCUGUGGCACGGAAGCGCCACCAACUGGCGCCGGGUGUAGGUAAUUCCACCGCAUUCCCGGGGGCUGGUAUAAAUUAAAUGGUUGCAGUGGGGCAGCAAUCAAAACACUCGAAGCCUUCCCAGCGGUUGCAUCGUCGGAUCUAGCAACUCCACUCGUUAAGUCCUUAAACCAAGCAGCAUGGAUAACCGCAGUUUGCUCCUGAGGCUCUCCCUGGUGGUGGCUUUGGUGAUACUGCUGGUGUGUGUUCCUGAAACAGAUGCAGGUGGCCACCAGAAGAAGAAAAAAAUCGUCAUCCAUGUGCCAAUACACAAGAAGAUCGAGAAACAUAUCCACACGGUGGUGAAGCACGUUCACCAUCACCACAAGCCCCUGGUGCUGCAGGAGGAGAAGAAGGUCAUCCACGAGGAUCAUCGCCCCAUCCAGAUCCACCAGACCAAGGAGCACAUCCAUCAUCACGAGAAGCACGACCACCAUGAUCACCACGAGCACCAUCAUCCGCUGGCGGCGCCCGCCGUGGCACCACCGCCUCCAUUGCCCGAGUACGAGGAGGAGGAGGAGCACAUCCAUCAUCAUCACAACUACGAGCACCGGGGUGGACUCCGGGACGACUUCAUCGGCGGCGAUGGGAGCAGCAGCGAGGAGCGCUGACUAUGCAACGGUGGCAGCGACAAUGGGAGGCGCAGACUGAUCUGAUCGGAGAGCUGUGGGCGGGGCAUCUCUUUGUGAUUCGUUAGAUACGUACCAAUUUUUUUUAUAUAUAUAUAUAUUUUUUUUAUAGCCUAAAUAUUUAGUUUAAGUAUGGCAAAGGCGAAGAUUAUAAAAUAGUUAUAAAGUGUAUUUGAAUU